Dermochelys coriacea (leatherback sea turtle) is the source of this 6615-nucleotide messenger RNA. It is a transcript of the gene ANOS1, whose product is annotated as anosmin 1. The coding region runs from base 221 to 2260 and encodes 679 amino acids. The record is from RefSeq and is a predicted model, not a curated record. Gene Ontology annotation, cellular component: extracellular region; cell surface. Gene Ontology annotation, molecular function: peptidase inhibitor activity; protein binding. The transcript is spliced from 14 exons. Lineage: Eukaryota; Metazoa; Chordata; Testudines; Dermochelyidae. Gene Ontology annotation, biological process: neuron differentiation.
GGGGUGUGUGGUGGGGAGGGGAGAAGGGGGGUGAAGCGAGUUGAAUGAUUGAACUUUCUUGUUUAGUUUCUGCAGCGCUGAGGUGUGUCCCCCUCCCCGCCCCCCCGCCCCCCCCCCAGUGCAGUCUAGCCCCGGAUCGGUGCACGGGGGGCUUAUCCGGGCGUCUCUUGCUCUCCGCGGCACCCCUUCCUCUCCUCAGCCACCCACCCACCGCACAGCGAUGGUGCGACGGGACCCCGCCGUGUCUCUGACCCUUUUCCUUUGGAUUACGGCUUCCUGGGGCUGCCUGGCCGCCGCGGCUGCCCGCAAGCAGGACGAGUCUUUCUCCACGCUCAGUGUCUCCAGAGCCAGAUGCACCUCCAGGUGCCUGAGCCUGCAGAUCACUCGCAUGUCUGCCUUCUUCAAGCAUUUCCAGAACAAUGGUUCCCUUGUUUGGUGCCAGAAUCACAAACAGUGUUCAAAGUGCCUGGAGCCCUGCAAAGAAUCUUGGGACUUGAAGAAAAACCAUUGCCAAAGUUUCUGUGAGCCUCUUUUCCCCAAGAAGAACUAUGAAUGCCUAACUAGCUGUGAAUUCCUCAAAUACAUCCUGUCAGUGAAGCAAGGAGACUGCCCAGCACCUGAGAAGGCCAGCGGUUUUGCGGCCGCCUGCGUUGAAAGCUGUGAGGCUGACAGUGAAUGUUCUGGGCUGAAGAAAUGUUGCUCCAAUGGAUGUGGACAUACGUGUCAAGUACCAAAAAAUCUGUACAAAGGUGUUCCAUUGAAACCCAGGAAAGAAUUAAGAUUCACAGAACUUCAGUCUGGACAACUGGAGGUUAAGUGGUCUUCAAAAUUCAAUAUUUCAAUUGAGCCUGUGAUCUAUGUGGUGCAGAGGAGAUGGAAUUAUGGAAUCCAUCCCAGUGAGGAUGAUGCUACCAGCUGGCAAAUGAUGGCACAGACUACAGAGGAGAGAGUACAACUGUCUGACAUAAGACCCAGCAGGUGGUACCAGUUCCGAGUGGCGGCCGUUAAUGUGCAUGGGACAAGAGGCUUCACAGCACCCAGCAAGCACUUCCGCUCCUCUAAAGACCCAUCUGCUCCACCAGCCCCAGCUAAUCUCAGAAUUGCCAACUCCACUACAAAUAGUGAUGGAAGUGUAACCGUGAGGAUUGUUUGGGAUCUCCCAGAAGAACCUGAUAUCCCAGUGCAUCACUACAAAGUCUUCUGGAUCUGGACGGUCAGCAGCAAGUCUGUCAUCCCAGCUAAGAAGAAAAGAAGAAAGACUACUGAUGGGUCCCAAAAUUAUGUGGUCCUGGAGGGACUGCAACCCAACAGCAACUACAUGGUGGAACUGCAGGCAGUAACAUACUGGGGACAAGUACGACUAAAAAGCGCCAAGGUGCCUCUCUAUUUCAGCUCAACUCAAACAACUAUUCAUAAAGAGCAGACCUCUCCAAUUGGGAAAACCCGGAAGGAACUAGCUGAUCCUCUUCCACCCUUUCAAAGAAGAAGACCGGCUCAUCGUCUUGAAAUUGGAGCUCCUUUCUAUCAAGACAAUCACCUUCAGAUCAAAGUCUACUGGAAGAAGACAGAAGACACUAGUAUGAGUCGAUAUCACGUCCAGUGGUUCCCAGAAUCCUGUAUGCACAAUGAAACUAAAGGGCCUGAAAAAUCAACUGGCCUUACCUAUGAAAACUACAUAAUUCUUCAGGAUCUGUCAUUUUCAUGUAAAUAUAAAGUGACCAUUCAGCCAGCAAGAUCUAAAGGUCGUUUGAAGGCUGAAAGUAUUUUCUUUACCACCCCACCUUGCUCUGCUCUUAAAGGAAAAAACCACAAGCACAUUAGUUGUCCUGCUGAAGGAGCAUCAGUUCUCCCUAAAGUGCUGGCCAAACCCGAGAAUCUAUCUGCCUCUUUCAUUGUUCAGGAAGUAAAUAUUACUGGUCAUUUUUCAUGGAAGAUAUCAAAGGCAAAUCUUCAUCAGCCCAUGACAGGGUUUCAAGUCACCUGGGCAGAGGUUACUACAGAGAGCAGACAAAACAGCUUACCCAACAGCAUCAUUUCCCAAUCACAGAUACUGCCAGCAGAUCAUUAUGUGCUGACUGUCCCCAAUCUGAGGCCAUCAACGCUUUACCGAUUAGAAGUGCAAGUGCUGACGACAGGCGGGGAGGGGCCAGCUACAAUAAAAUCUUUCCAAACACCUGAUCUGCUUCCAUCUUCACCCCACAGGCCUCAUCUGAAACAGCACCAUCCACAUCACUACAAGCCACCCCCAGAAAAAUACUAGACUGCUUCACAUGAUUAAACAAAUCACUGAGAGAAAAACUGAGCUCCCACAAGAAGACCAGAAAAAUGCACAUCUGUAGGAACAAUAAAUCAUUUUUUUCCAGUGGAAGUUAUCAUCCUGUAUGAUUUGUAGCUACUUCUACAUAGUUUAAGCAUGAAGAAUAGUAUUUGUCCCAAUGCCAGGAUGAAAUGUACAGCAACUAUCCUGACAGUACCACCCCUAUUCUGCUAAGUGAAGAUUGCAUCCAAUUCAACACAUCUGAGAAAAAUCAAAUGUAUGUUUGUUGUAAUAACAUUUUAUUUCCUAGGUUUAAAGUAGAUUGAAAGGGUGCAGUGAAUAUCAGAGGGUUUUGUUUUGCUAAUCUUUAUAACAAUAUCUGAGACAUUGUUCUUUUAUGUCUACAUAGCUUUGAAAGCCAGAGGCCAGAUCUUCAGCUGGGGUAAAUUAGCAUCUGUCACUUGAACUCAGUGGAGCUGAGCCAAUUUACAUCAGCUAAGCCUAUUUAGUAAAUGCAGUUUGCCAUUAAAGGAGAUCUCCAUUUACCUAAAAUAAGUGCACAACCAAAUAAGUAGCAAUAAUAGAUACACGCAGUUCAGUCUGCAAUGGAAACUACUAUUAAUUUAGCAACAAAAAAAAGUAGAUCAUACUAGCUGAUGUAUUUCUUUAGUAAUAUAUCUAUAAUUUGUGUGGAAAUGGUACCAUGAAGCUCUCUCCUUAACAAAAUGUGUUAACAAGGGAGAUUUUCAAAGGCACAAAUGGCAGUUGGUGCCUAACUUCCAUUGAUGUUCUGUAGUAGCUGGACACAUGCCUUUGAAAAUCUCCCCCAUUUUUUUUUAAUAUUUUGCUGGGAACCCUGUAUUUUCCCUGUUAGAGAACUAAAUAGUGAAUGUUCACAUUUUAGACAUGAACAUUCCAAGGCACAUGUUAUGUUACUUUGGGGUUUCUUUGGCUUUUUGAUGUGCAUAUCUAUUUUCCCCGAGGAUCUUUUGAACAGCAGAAUGGAUGUGCUGGCUACAUGGUACUCCACUCAUAGACUUAAGUGACAAUACAUUGAUGUCUGGAAGUCAUUGGCUUGUAAUUUAUUUGAAUGCAUUUUUCAAAUUCAGGCACGAAAGUAACCCUGUUUUUUAACUAUAAGGGAAUGCAGAUGACCUUAUUGUGCAAUGUAAACAGACAGAGUAAUUUGCCACACAGAGAGACAGUCUUUAAUAGUAAAGAGAAACUGCUUGGAUUUAUAAUCAGAAUGAUGGGAAAUUUCUCUCUACACACUGUGGCCAUACAAAUAAUCCUGAUGACGCAACCUCUUGUCCAAAAAAUUGCUGUCUGUGCAUUCUCAUGUGCAAAUUCCAUUACCCAUCUUUAAAUGAGGAUAAUACAUCUCAAACUUUCUGUAACUUGAAAUUCACAAAUAACUUCAUGGAAUCCCCCAACAACAAGCACCACAAAAACUAUCCCAAAUCUGACUAAAGAUAAAGUUUCUGUACUUGACUUCUUCCUGAGAUACCCCAAGAAGGGGAAAUGCUCCUUGUCACAACAACAAUAAAUAUUCUGAAGAACACCAAAUAAAAAGAUAAACAUAUCUGUGCUUGAAACUGAAAGAGCAUGGUUAUGCUCAAUAUAGCAUAGCACAGAAGAAAUUCAAAUACAGUUUAUCUGUAUUGAAAAUGUUUGACCAGGCUGAUGAUACCAAGAGUCAAGAGCCCCAUUGCAAUUUCUGACUAGUUUGUUCAUUCAGUUUUUCCAGCAUUUGAAUAUAUUUUUUUAAAAAAAAGACAAUUCAGAUUAUUGCAUUAAUUCUGCCAUUCUCUUUCUAUUUUUCCUGGUACCUUUUUGAUAUAUGCACCCAUGGAGCAAGUAACUUCACAAAGCUCUCUUUAGGGUACAAGUCUUGGGCCUUGGAUAGUUACUUUACAAGGUAUUAAGAGCUGUUCAUACUUUGGAACUACAAAAAAACUCUCUUCUCAGUAAUGCUGGAAUAAAUCUAGAAUAAACUGAUAGAUGUUAAUGAAGUUAUGUUGAAUUCACAUCGAUGCAACUGAGUGCAGAAUUUGUGUCUCUGUCUUUUUGAAAUCCAACGUCGAUGACAAACCUUGGAUUCAAGAAGAUAGAAAUUGGCUAAUUAACAGCUCUUGAUUAUUAUAUGAUAGGUCUUGAUUAUUGAGCGAAAUGUCAUAUUCCUCAAAAUGGUUUGAGCUCCUUGCUAGAUUUGUUAAUUUUUCUUAAUUGGAUGUUUCAGGAGGAGACUAAAGUUCAUUAAAAUAUUUAUAAAAUAAUCUGGAGGUUUUUAUAUAUUUAUAUAAAGAUAAAUUAUUUAUUAUGGGACCAAUCAGCCUAACUCAGGCAAAACUGUCUUUGAAGAACUGCUAUUGAAUUUUGCCUGAGUAAGGCCAGCAGGAUUUGACUCUUUAUAUCUUGGAGAUAAAAGUGAAGGGCAUGGGAGUGGAAUGAACAGAUUAUGGUUUAUAAACAGAUUAAGACUUUAAUCUUGCUCUUUAAUAACCAGUUCCUCAACUCAACAUUCAGCUAUAGAAAUUUCAUGGGAAUAAAUGAUCCUGAAAUUAUAAGAGUCAACCAAACCAUCAACGAAUGGGGCAUUAUAUUAUAUCUUUUUUGUUCUUAAAUACCAGCCAUUUUCAUAUAAUUAUUUGAAUUUAACAUCAUAUAUUUGAAGACUUUUAUGCCUAGAUCCAGUUGGAGUUAGGCACCUCAAUACCUUGAGGAUGUGGGUCUAAGUGUCUAAUUCAUAAAUCCUCAUUUACUGAAUUGUACAGGGUAUAUUACAGUUCACCUAUUUGACUAGCCUAAAUCAUGCUAACAUUGCAUUCAGCAAUGAAGUUUGAAAUCACUACUUGAGAUUUUUAGUUAAAGAUUUUUUUUCUCAGUUUUUCUCAGUUUCUCAGUAAUAAAGAUCAAAUAUGGAUAGUGGGAUAUUUCUAGGUAUGCUGCACUUUUACACCCAUAUAUUACUAACUUACUUAGCAUACUAUUCUGAUUGAUUUAUCAGUUAAAUCCUGGAUGUCAUAUAUUUUGUUUGCUAAUGGAAAAUUAUAGGAUUAUUCCAUUUUUGCUCUAACAUUUUUUUAUGCAUUUGAAACUAUUUUUUACAUUGAAUAGUGUUUAAGAAUGAGAAUUUUUUUUCUUAUGGCAGUUAACUUUUGAACUUUUUAUAGAGCAGAUCAAGAACUAGAAAAUAUUUCUGUCUUAAAGCUUAAAAGGAGAAAGGUUGUACCAUACUAAUAGGGUGCCAGGUGGUGUUCACUGGGAAUAUGGCUGAAGGAGACAAGAACUUCUUACAAAUAAAAGGUCUGACCUGCAAGAUACUAAACACCCUCAACUUUCAUAGCAUUCAUCUGGAGCUGAGGGCAUAAUGCAGCAACUCACAGGUGGCACUAGUUCCUUGCAAGAUCACGCACAAAAUCAAAGAAACACUGGUCUGUUCUUGCACCAUUAAUGCAAAUGGAAAUUUUACUAUUGCCUUCAGUGGAAGCAGGAUUGAGGCUGAACUACUCCAUGGGCCUAAUCUGAAUUCCUUUCUUACCCAAGACUCUCACUGAAAUCAAUCAGAGUUCUGGAUAUAGAGGUCCUGCUUCAGGAAAGCAUUGCCAUUCAGGACAGAAAUUAAGCACAUGCUUAACUCAUUGAUGUUAAUAGGACAUAAGGACAUGUUUAAAUUAAACGUGCUUAAUUUCUGUCUUGAAUAGGAAUGGAUUUAAGCACUCCCUUAAGUGCUAUCCUAAAUCAGCGCCUUAAAGAAAAUAGGAUAAGGCCCAGACUGUUUUAAAUCCCUUGUACAACACUCUUAGAAAUUUUUUUUUUUGCCUUAUGUAUCUGUAAAGGUAGCUGUGAUAGUGACUUAUUUAUUAAUUCCUUUUCUUUCUCUGUAUGCCAAGUAUAUUCUGACAUUUUUAUCAGUACCUGUGAACAUCAAUUUCUAUAAAUACUGUUAUGCAAACUUGUGCAUUGUAACCUGGAAUCUGAUGCUAAUAAGCUGUUGCAUGUAGUUUAAAUAAAUAAAUAAAAACUUUAUUUAAAAAUGUAAAUGAAUACCUGCAGAUGUGGAUCGUGGUUAUAUAUGGUUUUGCAUGCCCAAACUCAUUGUUCAGUUAUAGGCAUGAAGUGUAAUGACUGUCUUACCUCUACUGAAUAUAUUAGUAAGGUACAAUUUACAAAGUAAUUAACGGAGGUCUAUAUGUGAAAUAAUUUUUCCUUUUUACUUAAUUAUAUUGUAAUGCAGAGAUGACAGAACUACUUAUCUGUUGCCCAAAUUGGCUGUAGAAAUUAUGUUCCUAUAACUGUCAUUUAAAGUCAAUAUUUAUUUAUGUAUGUAAUACAGAAGGUUGAUUUUUGUGUAUGUG